Molecule: messenger RNA, 2199 nt
Organism: Helicoverpa armigera (cotton bollworm)
Lineage: Eukaryota; Metazoa; Arthropoda; Insecta; Lepidoptera; Noctuidae
Product: sphingomyelin phosphodiesterase
Exons: 10
Coding region: 93-2054 (653 amino acids)
Biological process (GO): sphingomyelin catabolic process; ceramide biosynthetic process
Cellular component (GO): lysosome
Molecular function (GO): acid sphingomyelin phosphodiesterase activity
Source: RefSeq, a predicted model, not a curated record
AAAUUCUAUCGCUAUUUAUCGCUUAUCUCGUUUAUCCAUAUAAGGUGGAAUUAUAUUGUUAUCAUUCGUUGUCGAGCAAUCAGCCUGGCAAGAUGAGGGCGUUAGUAUUAUUAUUAACGCUAUUAACUACGACUUUUGCAACUCAGUUGUCUAUAGAUGGCAUAGAGGAUUUGUUUAAAAAAUACGUAAAAAAUGAGUUGAGUGAGUCGGAAUCUCAACAGCUGCAGGAUGUCAUCGAUAUUCUGCACCGACCAGAGCAUAUAUCCAGAGCGAAUUUCGAGGACGCUCCAGAAUUCAGAACGACCUUUGACUGCUUGAUAUGUCGAAGUGCGUUUGCUACUGUUUUUGAAGGUGUGAAGAACGGUCAAUCAGAUGAGGAAAUCACGCAAGUAGUUAUCAACCUCUGCUCAGUUUUGGGAAUUGAAUCUUUCCACGUUUGUGAGGGAGCUGUUGGGACUAAUGUGCCCAUAAUAACACACAUCAUCAGAACAACACCAGCUGCAACACCUAGAGCAUUUUGUGGACUCGUACAACAAAAUGCCGGAAGCCCCGAUGCUUGCAGAAUUGACGACCCUAGGUUCGAAUGGCAGGUUGAACUACCCGAUCCAGCGCCGACUACCAAUGUCCCAACCCCCGAUCGUUUACCACUGAAAGUCGCUGUCAUCACUGACGCUCACAUUGACCCAAUGUACGAAGCACAUGGAGUAGCCGAGUGCGACGAACCAGUAUGCUGCCGAAAAGGACAAAAACCCGCUCUGCGAUACACCUACAAAUCUAACGUAGAUGAAUCUAUAAUUGAAGAAAGUAUUAAGAACAGUACCGGCGGCGUUGUACUUGAUUUGAGUGUGGCUUCGAAAAUACGUGAACUAAGAAAGUCUUCCCAAACAAGAUUCAUGGCGCCACGAAACGCACAACCGGCCGGAUAUUGGGGCGAUUAUAGAAACUGUGAUACACCGCUUUGGGCGUUUGAUAACGUUAUUGAUACCAUUACUGACUCACAUAAGGGAAUUGACGUAGUCUACUACAUAGGAGACACUAUAGACCAUGGCGUUUGGGAAACAUCGUAUGAAUUGAUCGAAGAUAUGAACAGGCACGUCAUUGACAAAAUAAGGAAAAACUUCGGGGACAACGUACCUGUAAUUCCUGUUAUCGGCAAUCAUGAAUCUCAGCCUACAAAUCAAUUUGCACCUUCUUCUGUGGUGGGCGAUCAUUUAAACACAACCUGGUUAUAUGAAGGCCUUGCCAGGAAAUGGCGUUAUUAUCUGACUGAAGAAGCAAAGAAACAUUUACGUGAUCGAGGGGAAUUCUCUUUAGUAGUCAGACCGGGGUUACGAGUUAUUACCUUAAAUAACAAUGUAGCUUACAAAUAUAAUUGGUGGCUAGUCUACGAUCCCCUAGACCAGAAACGGCACUUGGACUGGUUGAUAGAAGAGCUAUACAAAGCAGAGCAGGCUGGAGAAAAGGUUCACAUUUUGGCACACAUCCCUCCAGGAGUCAGCGAUCUUACACUCACGUGGACCAGAGAAUACAACAAAAUCGUUAACAGGUUUUCGAAGACUAUAGCGGCUGAAUUUAACGGUCACACUCACUCGGACGAGUUCAAGAUUUUCUACAGUCUAACGGAUGGCAGUCCUAUCAACGUAGCGUGGGGGGCUGGAAGCACAACUAGCUAUACUUUCUACAACGUCAACUAUAAAAUAGUUGAAUUUAACCCUGUUACUUAUCAACCAGAAAGUAUUGUAAACUACGUCUACAACCUAACUGAAGCGAAUCUAUGGCCGAACCGCCCACCUCAUUGGUUCCAACUUUACGACAUGAAAAACACAUUUGGACUCGCAGAUCUAUCUGCUGCUUCCAUGAACGACUUAGUAUUUAGAAUGGUCACAACCAAUAGAGAAUUGUUAGACUUGUAUUCAGCCUUCUUUUCAAAAGUGAGCGAUGAUCGCAUGGGCUGGUGCAACGAUUGGUGCAAAAUAGAUAACCUUUGCAAAACUGUUGUCACUGUAUUAUGGCAAAGGCAGAAGUGUGAUGAAUUACAAAGACUUUUCUGGUAAAGAAAAGUGAUAGGAUGCUACAUUUAUUCUUUUAUGGCUUAAAGAAGCUACUGAGACAAAGUUAUUUGAAACCUAAGCAGAAUGUUGGAAGAAAGCCAUUCUAUAAAAUUGUAACCUCCAGCCCUUUUAAAUCAUUUUGAGUGAU